CCUCGCUACCGGAGGGCCUGCGCGGCCAUGGCGCUCGGGCUCGGCGCUCUGCGCGUCCUGCUGGGCGGCUUCUUCGCACUCACGGGGGCAGCCAAGCUUUCGCAGCAGAUCUCGGCUCCCGCGUCCCAGCAGAUGAAAGCCCUGUUUGUGCAGUUCGCUGAGGUGUUCCCGUUGAAGGUGUUCGGCUACCAGCCCGAUCCCAUGAACUACCAAGAGGCUGUGGGCUGGCUGGAACUGCUGGCUGGGCUGCUGCUGGUCCUGGGCCCACCGAUGCUUCGAGAGAUCAGUAACUUGCUUUUGACCCUGCUCAUGAUGGGCGCUAUCUUCACUUUGGCAUCUCUGAAAGAGUCGCUGAACACCUACAUCCCACCUAUCAUAUGCCUGGGGCUUCUGCAGCUUCUGGAUAUCUGCCAUCUGAGUCCAAAGGAGGUGGUCAGGCCCACCAGGAAGAAGACUCUUCCAAGUGCAUUCAAGGAAUCCUGGGAGUCGAGGGCCUCUUGCCUCUUCAUGCCAUGUCACUGUCACGGCAGGAACAUGGUGGAACACACAGUCUCCCGGCUUGUUACCAGUACAUCCAGGGUUGGCCCGUGUUGA
Molecule: messenger RNA, 594 nt
Organism: Odobenus rosmarus divergens (Pacific walrus)
Lineage: Eukaryota; Metazoa; Chordata; Mammalia; Carnivora; Odobenidae
Gene: TMEM35B
Product: ZMYM6 neighbor
Source: RefSeq, a predicted model, not a curated record